Molecule: messenger RNA, 3042 nt
Organism: Oncorhynchus masou masou (cherry salmon)
Lineage: Eukaryota; Metazoa; Chordata; Actinopteri; Salmoniformes; Salmonidae
Product: zinc finger protein 436-like
Exons: 9
Coding region: 235-2139 (634 amino acids)
Biological process (GO): regulation of transcription by RNA polymerase II
Molecular function (GO): DNA-binding transcription factor activity, RNA polymerase II-specific; RNA polymerase II cis-regulatory region sequence-specific DNA binding
Source: RefSeq, a predicted model, not a curated record
UCAUACCCGGAAGUACGGUGAUGCAGUAACGCAGACAGUCGGCUUAUUUACCUUUAUUCAAAACAGGCUUGCGAGCUAGUUACUGUUAAAAUGGCAACAUAUAGGAUUUCUGCAUGUAUUUGCCUUCGUUAAGAUGGCUGGUUAGGUUUCAAAUCGUUUCACAACCAGUAAAUUGUUCAACUGACGUGAGUGACCUCGAGCUGAUGUGAACGCAGAAGAACAACGAUCAAUAACAUGUCGGCAGAAUUCACUCUUCCCGGUUCUGACCGACCCAUAAUGGACGAGGAUGAUGUUAACAACCAGCCCAGCCCGUCCCCAUCCCACAGCCCCCCUGCGUCAGGAGAACCUGAUCAAGAGGACCAAACAGAACCAACCAAAACCUUUUCUCACGGUUGUCUGGACUGUGGGAAAGAGUUUUCUCGCCCAUGUGACCUGGUGAGACACCAGAGAGUACACACAGGGGAGAAGCCCUACCCCUGUCCUGACUGUGGCAAGAGGUUCGCCCACUCAGGAGGCCUCCGAGAACACGAGAGGAUACACUCCGGAGAGAAGCCUCACUCCUGCUCCGUGUGUGAGAAGAGCUUCACCCAGAAGGGAAGUCUUAGAGUCCACCUACGGACACACACGGGGGAGAGACCAUAUUCUUGCUCCGUCUGUGGCAAGAGUUACACCCAAAAUGAAUUUUUGAAAGUGCACCAGCGAACACACACGGGAGAGAGGCCCUACUCCUGUUCUGUGUGUGGCAGGGGCUUUGCUCAGAUAGGCAACCUGAAGAAACACCAACGGAUUCACACCGGGGAGAAGCCUUACCAGUGCCCGGAGUGUGGAGCCAGUUUCACCCAGAAGGACAGCCUGAAGAUGCAUCAGAGGUCUCACACGGGAGAGAAACCUUACGUCUGCCUCGAGUGCGGGAAGGGUUUCCGCGACAACGGGCACCUGAAAGUCCACUUGAGAGUGCAUACAGGGGAGAAGCCGUACUCCUGCCCCGACUGUGGGAGACGGUUCAGCCAGGCAGACAUCCUGAAGAGACACCAGAUGGUGCACACAGGGGAGAAGCCGUACUCCUGCGCCCUGUGUGGGAGGAGGUUCGCCCAGCCUGGCACUCUGAAGUACCACCUCCGGACCCACGCAAGAGAGAACCAGACAGGGGGGCCUCAAUGCUGCCCAGUGUGUGGACAGGACCUCCCUACAGAGCAGGCUCUGAGAAAACACCUACAGGCACACAUGGGGGAGGACCUCGGUCACAACGGGGGACAGGAAGACGGGGAGGAGGAAGUUGGUGGUCUGAUCAAUUCUGAUGGAGAGGACGUUGGCUGGGACCCUUCUCAUCUUAGUGAGAGUCCUGUCCAUGGCUCUGGUAGUGAAGGAGGAAGUCCCCCUAAAUCACACAUCAACAAGGAUCCUGGUCACCAAUCCAGCACCAAAGCUAUAGAGUCUCAGGGUCCCGAUCCAAGACAUGAGGAGGACAUCACUCAAACACCUGGGAUGAACAUUCAUAUUGUAGAAGAGGGGAAGGAGGAAGUAAAAGAGGAGGAUGAAGUUGGUGGUUUCAUCAAUUAUGAAGGAGAAGAAUUUGACUGGGAUUCUGUUCAACAUAGAGAGAGCCCUAACUGUGGCUUAGACAGCAGAGCGAGUCCCGCCACAUCAGAACAUCCUGAACACCAGGAGAGUCACAAAACGAAGACGUCUCACUGCUGCUCGGUGUGUGGCAGAGAGUGCUACAAGCUCUCGGUACUACAGAUCCACAUGAGAAUCCACACGGGAGAGAAGCCGUACCCCUGCCCCGACUGUGGCAAGAAGUUCGCUCACCUGGGAGCCAUGAGACGACACCUCCUCACACACACGGGAGAGAAGCCCUACUCUUGCCCUGUGUGUGGGAAGAGUUUCACCCAAUCCGGACAUCUGAGGGAGCACCAGCAGUCUCACAGUGGAGAGAAGCCUCACCUGUGUCUGGUCUGUGGGAGAGGGUUCUCUAGAGCGUCACACCUCAGGAUCCACCACAGAGUUCACACAGGGGAGAGGCCGUACAGCUGUGACUACUGUGGGAAGAGAUACGGCCGCUGUCAGAAGCUACGGGCUCACCAACGGACACACCACAGUGACAGGACGCACGCUGAUACUGGAGAGGAGACGGAGUGAAUGACCACGAGGCUUUGAACGCAAGACGUGAUCAGCUUAGUAUUCCUAUUGGUGAUGUUAGCUCGGCUGGACAACAACAAUGAUACACGUUGAUUGUCAUCAGACAGGAGAACAAUACACUCCAUUGGAAUAGACAUGGUUCUAGAAUCCACCUAAAUGAUUCCCAGAGUUCUGAUGCAGGACACGGGCUGCUGGGGAGGGGACAGCUGCUGGGUGAAGUUCCCCUGCCUGAAUCCUAACCUUAACCAUUAGUGGGGAGAUGCAAAACUGACCAGCGUCUCGGGGCAACUUCACCCUACUCUGUUUGGGGGAAAGAAUGGGGAGGCUUUAUCAGUAAGUGUUGACAGUAGAACUACGGGUGUUUGUUAGUAGGGUGGACAAACACAACUAUUAACCUUAUGAUGAAGAACGAUAGGCUCGGUUAGAACAAUUUACAAUGGACGUGGUUCUACAUUCCACUCGAAGAAAGCACCCAGUUCUGAUGGAGAGAUGAAAUAAUCAGUGCUGUUCAGUUUGUUAUUGAACUUGAACCAGAGAAAGUGAACCCCCAAAAGAUGGCCGCUAGACGGUGUUCUAAAUUGGAAUCGUGGAACGCUUGUUCUCUGUCCACCACAUUCUGUGUGAGGAACCCCAGUUGAAAUGAAUGUUUAAAAAAAAAAAAUAGAAUGUUGAUGUAAUAAUUGUGUUCUAUAUUGGAUAACAUCCCAAAUAAUGUUCAAUCACAGGACGUUUUGAUCCCAGAGAGAGAGAGAGAGCUGUGGCUCCGUCAUUCAGUUCAUUACGCCACUAUAAGAUCGUAAACAAAGGUGUGUCAUGGUGAUUUGAAUAAAUAGGUGACAAAAACCUACCUAACUGUUUAAUCUAUUGAAUAAAAAUAAAAAAAGUUUCUGUUUUCGGGUACCA